Molecule: messenger RNA, 945 nt
Organism: Lottia gigantea (owl limpet)
Lineage: Eukaryota; Metazoa; Mollusca; Gastropoda; Lottiidae
Exons: 3
Coding region: 1-945 (314 amino acids)
Cellular component (GO): nucleus
Molecular function (GO): DNA binding
Source: RefSeq, a predicted model, not a curated record
AUGGCUAGUCGUCGUAUUGCGUACACCACGAAGGAGAAAUUGAACGUCAUCGCAUUUGCUGAGGCUCACCGCAAUCGAGCAGCUGGUCGUGAAUUUAAUAUCAACGAGUCCAAUAUUAGGAGUUGGCGCAGUAAGCGGGGUAGUCUCCUGAAGAUGCCUAAGACCAAGUGUGCCUUACGUGGAAGAAAGACCUUUUUCCCUGAGGUUGAAGCUGAGAAGAACAACAUUUCCCAGAAACUGUCAAGUGACCACGAAGAGAAGUUGAUGGAAUUCAAGAAAUUCAUAAUCAAACAACGAAAGAAGAAUGGUUUUGACCUCUCGCAGAUUGGUAAUGCCAACCAGACCCCAAUGACGUUCGAUCUCCCAUCAGCUUCCACUAUAACUACGAAAGGAGAUAAAACCGUCCAUCUGAGAACGAGAACUGGUAACGAAAAGAACAGGUUUACGCUGAUGUUAGCAUGUACAGCUGAUGGAGGGAAGUUGCCACCUUAUGUGAUCUUCUGCCAAAAUUGGCUCAAGACAGUUUGGGGUAAACGUCCAGGUGCUGCUCCUAAGAAGAAGUCCUUGUUGGUAUUGGAUGCCUGCCACAGAAGUUCUGGCGUAAAAGAUCUCCUUAAAGAAGAACUGACUACAGAAUUGGCGAUAAUACCCAGUGGCCUAACAAGCAUUCUACAGCCGUUGUAUGUGUCGAUUAAUAAACCAAUGAAGGUGGCAGUACGAAAGAUGUGGGCCGAGUGGAUGGCCGGUGGUGAACAUACUUAUACUAAGGCAGGUGCACGAAGAAAAGUUGAAUUAGACAUUAUGUGUGAAUGGAUCGUGAAAGCUUGGAAAGAACUUGAUGCUGAGAUAAUUAUAAAUACUUGUGCCGUGAUCUAUUUUCAUAAAUACCGGAAAGUUACGAGCGAACCUUCAUCUAUCACAACAGAAAAGUUUUUGUUCAAAUAA